Molecule: messenger RNA, 1497 nt
Organism: Oncorhynchus masou masou (cherry salmon)
Lineage: Eukaryota; Metazoa; Chordata; Actinopteri; Salmoniformes; Salmonidae
Gene: wdr45
Product: WD repeat domain 45
Exons: 11
Coding region: 187-1263 (358 amino acids)
Biological process (GO): autophagy of mitochondrion; nucleophagy; protein localization to phagophore assembly site
Cellular component (GO): phagophore assembly site membrane; cytosol; extrinsic component of membrane
Molecular function (GO): phosphatidylinositol-3-phosphate binding; phosphatidylinositol-3,5-bisphosphate binding; protein binding
Source: RefSeq, a predicted model, not a curated record
UCAUCUGCAGGAAAAAUAACAACAAAACAUUUCGUCACUGUGUAGCUUUGUUGGAGACAUUUUAACAGUGUCGAGCGCUUUUAAUCUUUAACUCGUGUUCUGCCCUCGCUUCAUGGGUGCCUAGCCCUGGGUUUUCUUCUAAGCUAUAUCUACCUGGUAACAUCAGCCUAACGUCACUCCUCCAACAUGGCCCAACCGAGAGGAGUCAACAGUCUACAGUUCAACCAGGACCAGAGUUGUUUCUGUUGUGCCAUGGAAACCGGUGUCAGGAUCUACAAUGUGGAGCCUCUUAUAGAGAAGGGGCACCUUGACCAUGAGCAGGUGGGUAGUGUGGCCCAGUGUUCAAUGCUGCAUCGCUCCAACCUGCUGGCUGUAGUAGGAGGUGGAGUCAACCCCAAGUUCUCUGAGAUCUCAGUGUUGAUCUGGGAUGAUGCUCGGGAGGGGAGGGACCCCAAGGACAAGCUAGUGCUGGAGUUUACCUUUACCAAGCCUGUUCUGGCCGUACGCAUGAGACACGACAAGAUCAUCAUUGUGUUAAAGAACAGGAUCUAUGUCUACAGUUUCCCUGACAACCCUGUGAAACUGUUUGAGUUUGACACCAGAGACAACCCUAAAGGACUGUGUGACCUGUGCCCCAGUCUGGAGAAACAGCUGCUGGUCUUCCCUGGACAUAAGUGUGGAAGUCUACAGCUUGUGGACCUUUCCAACACCAAGCCUGGCACAUCGUCCGCCCCCUUUACCAUCAACGCCCACCAGAGUGAGAUCGCCUGCCUGGCGCUCAACCAGCCUGGCAGCGUCGCGGCCUCGGCCUCCCGCAAGGGUACCCUCAUCAGACUGUUUGAUACUACCACCAGAGACAAACUAGUGGAGCUGCGCAGAGGAACAGACCCUGCUACACUCUACUGCAUCAACUUCAGUCAUGACUCUUCGUUCCUGUGUGCCUCCAGUGACAAGGGCACUGUUCACAUCUUUGCUCUCAAAGAUACUAAACUCAACAGACGCUCAGCGUUGGCUCGUGUGGGGAAGGUGGGCCCAGUGAUUGGUCAGUAUGUGGACAGCCAGUGGUCAUUGGCCAGUUUCACCGUUCCGGCAGAGUGUGCCUGUAUCUGUGCGUUUGGGAAGAACACCUCUAAAAACGUCAACUCUGUCAUCGCUAUCUGUGUUGACGGGACGUUCCAUAAAUACGUGUUCACCCCUGAUGGUAACUGUAACCGAGAAGCCUUUGACGUUUACCUGGACAUCUGUGAUGAUGACGACUUCUAAGAGGAUGGAGAGAGGGAAGAAGGAGAGAGGGGGGGGGGGGGGCAUGGGAGAAGAGAUCUGGUGAUAAAUGUGAUAAUGGUAGGUUGGAUUUAGAAUCAGACAGAGGUGAAGCAGAUGUUGUACAGAACAAAAUACAGGCGUGUGAAAAGGGUCUGUUUAACGUGAUUGCAUCGUGUUCUUAUUGUAACCAAGUGUAUUUAAAAAUGUAUGAAGAUUAAAAACAUUUUACGAUGA